Molecule: messenger RNA, 1416 nt
Organism: Silurus meridionalis
Lineage: Eukaryota; Metazoa; Chordata; Actinopteri; Siluriformes; Siluridae
Gene: med19b
Product: mediator complex subunit 19b
Exons: 6
Coding region: 381-1118 (245 amino acids)
Biological process (GO): positive regulation of transcription by RNA polymerase II
Cellular component (GO): mediator complex
Molecular function (GO): transcription factor binding; transcription coregulator activity
Source: RefSeq, a predicted model, not a curated record
CCGUGUGUUUGAUUACCGUAAAUAUUCGACAAUUUGCGCAAGACCCCAUUUUCUUUUAUUUAACAACGUCUAAAUUGUCCACUGAAACAAUAUAACGAACACUAUAUCGUGUCCUGUAACUAUUAGCGUUAUCUCUUGACUUCAUAUGUAUCUUAAAGUCCGCGCUGGAAUAAUAAAUCGAUAUAAUAAUGAUUAGUACGUGUUGUAAUGUUAGAAGAAUCACGGUAUUACUCAGUAAACUACACGGAACCAAGUCGAUUUCAAUACGAACAGCGACCAUAAACUCACACAACACGUCAAAGUGAUAGUUCGUGUUGAAAAAACAAAACAAAACAAAACAAAACCAAACAAAAAAAGUCAAACAAACAAAAUUAUUCAACAUGACAGAAAUGUUUUCAUCGCUUUACAGCCAAACUGAAGCUCAGGGACAUUCGGGUCCUUCAGCGCUGGGGUUCGGUUCUGGGAAACCACUUCCACCGCCGGUCCCACAGAACCCAGUGCACAUGGCGGUGCCCAUUCCACACCAACUAGUAGAUGAGGGACCUCCGCUCCGAAAGCCUGCAGCCAUGAACGAGCCCUUUUACUUAGUGCGAGAACUGCCAAUGGAAAAUGAGCUGACUGGAAACACCAACCUCAUCACCCACUACAAUCUGGAACACGCGUACAACAAAUUUUGUGGCAAGAAAGUAAAAGAGAAGCUCAGCAACUUUCUCCCAGAGCUACCUGGUAUGAUAGACACUCCAGGUCAUCAGGAUGGAAGUUCUUUGCGUUCCCUUAUUGAAAAACCACCAGUUUGCAACAACUCCUUUAGUCCUCUUACUGGAACAAUGCUCACUGGAUUUCGGCUACAUACAGGCCCUCUGCCUGAGCAGUACAGACUGAUGCACAUUCAGCCCCCAAAGAAGAAGAGCAAACAUAAACACAGACACCAUCGACCCCAGGACCCCUUACCCCCAGAAACCCCGUCAGACUCAGACCACAAGAAAAAGAAGAAGAAAAAGGAUGACGAUCCUGAUCGAAAGAAAAAGAAGAAGGACAAGAAGAAAAAGAAGAACCGUCACAGUCCUGAUCACCCUGGUAUGACCAGCUCUCAACCCAGCAGCAGCAGUCUGAGAUAGAAGCACACAGGAUGAGAGACUCAGAGAGACUUUACUGUAAAUAGCAUUAAGGACAAUUGGGGAAAGUGGUUAUUUUAAUGAGAGUAUAAGCAGUGCAAGACAUUUUUUUUAAAACUUGUGUAUGUUACUCGUGUAUUUGUUUUGGAUGAAACAACAAACCAUACUGCCACAAACCAUAUCUGUUACGUCAGUAAUUUUAUGUUUAUUUAUGCAAUAAAUAAUUAAUAAGGAAAAAGCUGUCAUGGACACUAUGACACUGAACAUCUUCAUUAAUCAGCAAAACACAGCAAUUUUUUUA